UAAAAUCCCAAUAAGCUAAACAGGCAGACUUGGUCUUUCUCGUCCUUCCUUUCCUAAUUUUGCCAAAACUUUGUCUUUUUCAAAAUUUGAGCUAUAAAAACUUUAAAAAAUGAACCGACAAGUUUUCAGUCUUGCGAAGGCAGUUCUCGCACCCAAACAGGGAGUGAAAAUCAACUCCAUCGCCAGGAACAGUUCGCACUACAAACCCCCAGCGAACUGGUAUGAGCCAACGAUGAACGAGCUGCCGGUCCCAACAGGGUCAUGGCAGGCCGCGUAUGACGCUCAACAGAAAAAGAAUAACCUCCACCUUAUCGUCGGCGUUUCUUUCUUUGCUUUUACACUGUUCACGAUGAAGGCAUCAGGACUUAUUGUUCUUAACUCUACCAUCCCAAAACUACCUGACGAUAUGUAAAGAGUAACUAGCUGUCUAUUUCGCAAAGAAGUCUAAAUAGUUUAUUUCCUGCCCAUCUUCAUGUUAUCAUUGUAGUACGUCACGUAGCGUGGAUAACUUAUAGCAAAACCAAUCAGUCAGAUAUUUACAUCAAAUGCGUCAAAUUCAAGUGUCAUCAUUAUCAUCGAGUGAAAGCAGAUUGCAGAUGAAAUGUAACUACACCUUGUACAUUUGAUUGAAAUAAGUACACAAAUAAAUAAGAAAUCAAAAAAUA
Messenger RNA from Folsomia candida, 665 nucleotides. RefSeq lists its product as uncharacterized. The transcript is spliced from 3 exons. Bases 110 to 412 code for a protein of 100 amino acids. NCBI's taxonomy places the organism in Eukaryota, Metazoa, Arthropoda, Collembola, Entomobryomorpha, Isotomidae. The record is from RefSeq and is a predicted model, not a curated record.